Molecule: messenger RNA, 3172 nt
Organism: Peromyscus eremicus (cactus mouse)
Lineage: Eukaryota; Metazoa; Chordata; Mammalia; Rodentia; Cricetidae
Product: dedicator of cytokinesis protein 2-like
Exons: 25
Coding region: 30-2702 (890 amino acids)
Biological process (GO): small GTPase-mediated signal transduction; actin cytoskeleton organization; cell migration
Cellular component (GO): plasma membrane; cytoplasm
Molecular function (GO): guanyl-nucleotide exchange factor activity; GTPase activator activity; small GTPase binding
Source: RefSeq, a predicted model, not a curated record
AUGUUUUGUAGAGUCACUUUGUGGCGUGUAUGACAGCCAUCUUAGACCAGAUGGGUGACCAACACUAUUCCUUCUACAUUGAGACCUUCAAGACCAGCUCAGACCUUGUGGACUUCCUGAUGGAGACAUUCAUCAUGUUCAAGGACCUGAUUGGGAAGAAUGUGUACCCUGGUGACUGGAUGGCCAUGAGCAUGGUUCAGAACAGGGUCUUCUUGAGAGCUAUCAACAAGUUUGCAGAAACCAUGAACCAGAAGUUUCUAGAACACACAAGCUUUGAGUUCCAGCUGUGGAACAACUAUUUUCAUCUGGCAGUGGCUUUUAUCACUCAGGACUCUCUGCAGCUGGAGCAGUUCACGCACGCUAAGUACAACAAAAUCCUGAAUAAGUACGGGGACAUGAGACGGCUCAUUGGCUUUUCCAUCCGUGAUAUGUGGUAUAAACUUGGCCAGAACAAAAUCUGCUUCAUCCCAGGCAUGGUGGGACCUAUAUUAGAGAUGACACUUAUCCCCGAGGCUGAGCUCAGGAAAGCCACCAUCCCAAUCUUCUUCGACAUGAUGCUGUGUGAAUAUCAAAGGAGUGGAGCUUUCAAAAAGUUUGAAAAUGAAAUCAUCCUCAAGCUGGACCACGAGGUAGAAGGAGGCCGGGGUGAUGAGCAGUACAUGCAGCUGCUGGAGUCCAUCCUGAUGGAGUGCACAGCGGAGCACCCGACCAUUGCCAAGUCGGUGGAGAACUUUGUGAGCUUGGUCAAAGGGCUGCUGGAGAAGUUGCUGGAUUACCGGGGAGUGAUGACGGACGAGAGCAAAGACAACCGUAUGAGCUGCACAGUGAACCUGCUGAAUUUCUACAAAGAUAACAACCGGGAGGAGAUGUACAUAAGAUACCUGUACAAACUCCGUGAUCUUCACCUGGACUGUGACAAUUACACAGAGGCUGCCUACACGCUCCUCCUCCACACCUGGCUUCUUAAGUGGUCAGAUGAACAGUGUGCAUCACAGGUCAUGCAGACAGGCCAGCAGCAUCCCCAGACCCACCGGCAGCUGAAGGAGACACUCUACGAGACCAUUAUAGGUUACUUUGACAAAGGAAAGAUGUGGGAAGAAGCCAUCAGCUUGUGCAAGGAGCUGGCCGAACAGUAUGAGAUGGAGACCUUUGACUACGAGCUGCUCAGUCAGAACCUGAUCCAGCAGGCCAAGUUCUAUGAAAACAUCAUGAAAAUCCUCAGACCCAAACCAGACUACUUUGCUGUCGGAUACUACGGCCAGGGAUUCCCCACCUUCCUGCGGAACAAAGUCUUCAUCUACCGAGGGAAGGAGUAUGAACGAAGAGAGGACUUCCAGAUGCAGCUUUUGAGCCAGUUCCCCAAUGCAGAAAAGAUGAACACGACCUCUGCCCCAGGAGAUGAUGUGAAGAACGCCCCAGGCCAGUAUAUCCAGUGUUUCACUGUGCAGCCCGUCCUGGAUGAACACCCCAGGUUCAAGAACAAACCAGUGCCUGACCAGAUCAUAAACUUUUACAAGUCCAAUUACGUGCAAAAGUUCCACUACUCCAGGCCUGUGCGCAGGGGCACUGUAGACCCAGAAAAUGAGUUUGCUUCCAUGUGGAUCGAGAGGACUUCCUUCCUGACUGCAUACAAGCUGCCCGGCAUCCUGCGCUGGUUUGAGGUGAUUCACAUGUCUCAGACCACAAUUAGUCCUCUGGAGAAUGCUAUUGAAACCAUGUCCACGGCCAAUGAGAAGAUCCUGAUGAUGAUAAACCAGUACCAGAGUGAUGAGAGCCUUCCCAUCAACCCACUCUCUAUGCUCCUCAAUGGGAUCGUGGACCCUGCAGUCAUGGGAGGCUUUGCCAAGUAUGAGAAGGCCUUCUUCACUGAAGAGUACAGCAGGGAGCACCCGGAGGACCAGGACAAGCUGAGCCGCCUCAAGGACUUGAUCGCAUGGCAGAUUCCCUUCUUGGGAGCGGGGAUUAAGAUCCAUGAGAAAAGAGUGUCGGACAACCUACGGCCCUUCCAUGACCGGAUGGAGGAGUGUUUCAAGAACCUGAAAAUGAAGGUGGAAAAGGAGUAUGGUGUCCGAGAAAUGCCUGACUUCGAUGACAGGAGAGUGGGCCGCCCCAGGUCCAUGCUGCGCUCCUACCGGCAGAUGUCCAUCAUCUCUCUGGCCUCCAUGAAUUCCGACUGCAGCACUCCCAGCAAGGCCACCUCAGAGAGCUUUGACCUGGAGUCAGCAGCACCCAAGACUCCCAAAGUGGAGGAGGACCCCAUCUCUCCAGGGAGCACUCUGCCGGAGGUCAAGCUGCGCCGGUCCAAGAAAAGGACCAAGAGGAGCAGCGUGGUGUUUGCGGAUGAGAAGGCAGCGACCGAGUCAGAACUGAAGCGGCUUUCCAGAAAGCAUGAGUUCAUGAGCGACACCAAUCUCUCGGAGCAUGCAGCCAUCCCCACCAGGGUGUCUGUCCUCUCUCAGAUGAGUUUUGCCAGCCAGUCCAUGCCCACCAUCCCAGCCUUCACACUCUCGGUGGCAGGCGUGCCUGGGUUGGAUGAGGCCAGCACAUCUCCCCGGAUGAGUCAGACCUUCUUCCCUGUCUCAGACGGUGACAAAAAGACCCUGAAAAAGAAGAAAGUCAAUCAGUUCUUCAAGACUAUGCUGGCCAGCAAAUCAAGUGAAGACAGCAAGCAGCUCCCAGACUUCCUGUCCACAGACCUGUGAGACACUGCUGAGCAGAGCAGCGUGGGAGCUCCAGGGGAAGAGGCAUGCGUAUGACAUUGGAAUUUCAGGAGGGGACAAAGCUUUAAAAGAGACAGAGGAUCCCAGUUGGGCCUCAGAAACCAAGUGACAACAAGCCUUGUGUCUCCUGACGCCACCACCAGGGUGAUGGAUGACUCACCGGACAAAGAAGGCCCACCAUGGAUCCAUGGACCUCAAGGAGCCAGCAAGUGCCGGAUGGAUGCUCUCCCCAGCAUCCAAGGCAUACACAUCAUAACUCAGGUUCACAGCUAGAAGGAGCUGCGUUUUGUUUAAUUCCUAGGUCUCAGCACUUAAAAGAACUGAAAAGCCUUUAAAUGUUCUAUUUUCAGUUAACAUUUUUGUACUUUACAUUUUUUAAUAAGCCCCUUUCUAGUCAAUCACUUCCAAAAUGUUGCUCUUUCUUACUGACAUUAAAAUGGUCUCAUGGCUCA